Acanthochromis polyacanthus (spiny chromis) is the source of this 2212-nucleotide messenger RNA. RefSeq lists its product as uncharacterized. Lineage: Eukaryota; Metazoa; Chordata; Actinopteri; Pomacentridae. The transcript has 2 exons. The record is from RefSeq and is a predicted model, not a curated record. Bases 474 to 2102 code for a protein of 542 amino acids.
AACACUCGCAAGACUAUGCUUUUAGGAUACUCCUUUAAGGACUGAAGAGGGAUCAUUUAAUCCUCCUGUCCUGCUCUGUCUGCCCCGGAAUGUGCAUUAUGCUAAUCAUGUGGCAACUUCUUGCAGGGAGAACAGUGGAAGGUGUGAACGGUGUGUGUGGGCGGGGGGUGGGAGGAAAUAUGCUCCCCCUUCCCAGGGGGGAUUCUGCUCCUGCCCUGGGAUGUGGACUGAUCAUUACGCUAAUUAUGUGGCAGCUUCUGGAUGGGAGAACAGUGGAAGGUGUGGAAGGUGUGAAAGGUGUGUGUGGGCGGGGGGUGGGAGGAAAUAUGCUCCCCCUUCCCAGGGGGGAUUGGCAUAAAAAGUCUGAAAAACACUUUUGUGGUCAUUAGCUACAUUAGCUAUAUGAGACAUACAAGAUCCCAGUGGACAACCUGCCAGUUCGUCAUCUGCUCCAAGACCUCUCCAAAAAAAAGAUGCAGAGAAGAUUCACUACUGAGCAGGCUUUGCAAAUGAUUCUGACUGAAACAAGCGCUUUUGACUCUGAUGGAGAGGACAUAGACCUUCAGUCAGAUUCUGACUCGGAGCAGUUUUCGGAGGAAGACGCUCCCCCUCCCCAGAAGAGGACAAAACGGCUGGAUACCGCACUAACGGAGACCGCAAAAGAUGGCACAGUGUGGUGCAAGGAAGAGGUUGGACGACAUCUGAAAUUCGCUCCUAUUGAACCUUACGCUGCAGAAGGAGAGCCAACACAUGAAGCCAGAAUAAGGAUCAAAACUCGCCUUCAAAGCUUCCUCUGUUUUCUCACUCUCCAGAUGCUUCGUACCAUUCAAGCAUGCACAAUUGAGCAUGCAAGGGAAACAGAGACUGUGGAUUGGUUCAUGGCUAUUCCAGAACUAAUGGCUUUCAUUGCAGUUGUCAUCUGGCGAGGGGUGACUAAGGUUCCAUCAUUGUCUGACAACUGGUCAGAGAUGUAUGGAAACAAACGGAUUAUGGAAACAAUGAGUAGCGACCGCUUCAAAGACAUAAUGCAGCACCUACGGUUUGAUAGCAAGAACACACGGGCUGAGCGAGUGCAGACAGACAAGUUUGCAGCUAUUUCCGAAUUAUGGGAAUCAUUUCGACAGAACUGUGUCACAUUCUACAGACCUGGUCGGCACAUCACAAUCGAUGAACAACUUUAUCCAUCAAAGACACGUUGCCCUUUUCUGCAAUAUAUUGCUACAAAACCGGAUAAAUUUGGUAUCAAGUUUUGGGUGGCGUGUGACUUGAAAUCAAAGUAUAUUUGCAAUGUCUUUCCAUAUGUUGGCAAAGAACCUGGCCGUCCCAAAGAGGAGAGACUGUCUGAGAGUGUGGUAAUGAAGUUGAUGGGACCAUUUCUUGAUCAGGGCAGAACUGUCACGACGGACAAUUUUUUCACAUCAAUUUCACUUGCAAGAAAAUUACGCAGCCGGAAAACUACCAUUCUUGGGACACUCAAUAAAAUUCGCAGAGAAAUUCCCCCUUCAGCUCGAGAGAUAAAGCAAAGUGAGUUCAGCACUCAGGUGUUUUCAACAACUGAUGCAACACUGACAGUGUACGCAGCCAGCCGGAAGAAGACAGUCUACGUUAUGAGCAGCAUGCACAGUGUGAUUCAGACUGAGGACAGCCGCAAAAGAAAGCCAAGCACCAUCACCCAGUACAACUCCACUAAAUGCGGUGUGGACGCCAUGGAUCAGAUGGUGCGGCAGUACAGCGUACGGGCAGGAACAAGAAGAUGGCCUGUCAGUGUGUUUUAUAAUAUGGUUGACAUGGCAGCCCUGAAUGCCCAUGUGCUAUAUCAAGCCUGCACAGGAAGGACGGAAAGGCGGCCAGAUUUUCUGAUGCGGCUUGCCUGUGAGUUGGCUGAGUCUUAUGUGACAUCAAAGAAGAUUGGAAAGGAAAACCAUCUUCGCAAACAGGCCGCCACACCAGUGGAACCGGGCAAAAGGCAGAAGUGCCAAGUCCAUCACCGGUGCAAAAAGAACCCUGCUACUGUUCGAUGUGUGCAUUGCUACAAGUUAACGUGUGGCAAAUGCAAAAGAGAAGUGCCAUGGGAGUGCCAGGUCUGCGCAGACCAGUUUUGAAAAAGUUGUGUGAUGACACACACACGGUAAAUGUGUAAAUUGUGUAAAUAUUGUUUGUGCUUUCUACAGUGUUGAUUCAAAAAUAUAAAUAAACUAUUAGAAUAAGCAUU